AUGUGCAGCACCGGGAACCCCUGUACUGAAUGCGCUGCCCAUAAUCGUGAGUGCGUCUACGACGAGGCUGCCGACAGGCGUCGCAAGGCCUUUACCAAAUUCACGCAGGAGCAGCUGCAAUAUUACCGUGGAUUUUUGGAACGUCUUCUUGAUUCGAUACGGUAUGGUGAUCGUGAUCGUCUCGACGAUAUGAUCAACGUCAUCCGUAGUGGUGCCUCGAUGGACGAGAUAGCCGCAAUGGUCGACCAGAUCCUUGGCGAGACAAACAAGGCCGACGUGAUGGACGAAGACAUGGGAGAAGAGGCGGAAGAAGGCAGUGAAGCAAUGUCUGGCCUCGUGGAAGGUUUGACAUUAGACCCCAACAAGUGA
Molecule: messenger RNA, 369 nt
Organism: Rasamsonia emersonii CBS 393.64
Lineage: Eukaryota; Fungi; Ascomycota; Eurotiomycetes; Eurotiales; Trichocomaceae
Product: C6 finger domain protein
Exons: 2
Coding region: 1-369 (122 amino acids)
Biological process (GO): regulation of DNA-templated transcription
Molecular function (GO): DNA-binding transcription factor activity, RNA polymerase II-specific; zinc ion binding
Source: RefSeq, a predicted model, not a curated record